CGAAGACCUCCCGUUUGACGAACUGCUAACCGGGCUGUGGCGCGAGUACCGCCUCAGCGAAAAUGAAAAUUUGGAAAAGAACUACCAGGAAUUAUUGCCCUGGAACCUGUUCAAGCGCGAGAAUGCGGAAAGUGAGAAGAAUCCGGUGAAGAUGCUGCAAGCGCUCGUCCGCGAAUUGCACACCGAGUUUUUCGACAAGGUGGAUUGGUUGAAGAAGCAGUUCGAUCUCGACUCCAACUUCCUCAAAGCCAAGUUUUCUAGCGGGAACGAGCUCACUAAAGAUGAGCAAACCAUGCACAAUUUGCGGACAGACCUGGAAAAGCUAAAAUGGCUUCGCGACGAGAAGAACUACAAACUUUCCAUGCUGCAGCAAGCCACCACUUCGGUUGUUUCUCGUCCGUGUAAGGCUGGCGGCGGUGGUGGUCCGAACCCUGGUAGUGCCGCAUUAUCCUGCGAGGAGUUUAACUACUACCGGUCGCCCAUCGACCAGGCGGAGGUGGAAUACAGACGGGAUAACGAAUC
Amoebophrya sp. A120 is the source of this 522-nucleotide messenger RNA. The record is from the annotation of a GenBank genome assembly. NCBI's taxonomy places the organism in Eukaryota, Dinophyceae, Syndiniales, Amoebophryaceae.